ACGCAUUUGGCUUUUCACAUAAACAUAAACAUACAAGACAGAGAGACAGAGAGAGAGAGGUAGCUUUGCCUGCCUUUGAAAUCAAUCAAUAAUAAUAAUAAUCACAGAAGACAGCCUGCCUACCUUUAAUCCUAUCCUAGGAGAAGAAAGAAAGAAAGAAUGGCGAAGAGAAGGGUGUCGAGAGUUUCAGAGCCUAAUUCCUUUUCCUGCACAACCUUCAACAUCCUGGCCCCCAUCUAUAAACGCCUUAUUCACGAGGAUCAUGCUUGCAGAGAAAGUGACAUCAGAGCCUACUGGUUUCAUCGGAACCAACGGAUUCUGGAUCUGCUCUUGCGUGAAGAAAGCUCUUCCAUCAUCUGCCUUCAGGAGUAUUGGGUUGGAAACGAAGAACUUGUCAACAUGUAUGACACAAGGCUUGGGGAUGCAGGAUAUAUCAAUUUCAAGCUUGCCCGUACAAAUAAUCGCGGUGAUGGCUUGUUGACAGCUGUGCACAAAGACUACUUUCGGGUCUUAGACCAUCGCAACUUCCUGUUCAACGACUUUGGAGACCGUGUUGCUCAGCUUUUACAUGUUCAAGUCAUUGGUCUUUCUCAACAAAUUCUUAUAGUUAACACUCACUUGCUCUUCCCACACGAUUCAAGCAUGUGUUUGGAGAGAUUGCGUCAGGUAUACAAGAUCCUGCAAUCUCUUGAAGCUUAUCACAAGGAGAACAAUCUUACUCCUCUCCCCAUUAUUCUCUGCGGUGACUGGAAUGGUAGCAAGCGAGGUCACAUUUACAAGUUCCUUAGGUCACAGGGAUUUGUAUCAUCCUAUGAUACCGCUCAUCACUACACUGAUGCUGAUGCACAUAAGUGGGUUAGCCAUAGAAAUCAUCGAGGAAACAUAUGCGGUGUAGAUUUCAUAUGGCUUCUUAAUCCAAACAAGUGUAGGAAAGUACUCAAAACUAGUUGGAGUGAUGCAGUCUUCGGAUUGUUUAAGUAUCAUGUGCGGCGGGCCUCACUCACUGAAGAAGAUGCUUUUGCAUUUCUUAAGGCUGACAAUGACGGUGAUGGUAUAACUUACUCGGGCUUUUGUGAAGCACUGCGCCAGCUUAAUUUCAUUGGUCAUCCAAAUGGCCUGAGUAAGGAGGAGACAAAAGACCUCUGGGAUCAAGCAGAUAUUGAUGGCAAUGGUAUUGUUGAUUAUACAGAAUUCCAACAACAGAUAUGGAAUCCUACAAGGUGGGACCAAGCAGUUACAGAGGAAGAUAUAGGGUACAGGGUGAAGCAUGCAGUGCUGUACCCAAGGGAAGCUGAAAAAGGAUUGUGGCCAGAUGACUACUCACUCUCUGAUCAUGCCCGUCUCACCGUUGUCUUUUCACCAACGCGCCUACCUUAGUUCUUUCUUGAUUACCAAGAACCAAACAACCUUUCAGCAUAUACCGAGAGAGAGAGAGCUGGUGAUAAACUUUCAGAUUGAUAGGAAGAAAUAGUAUUUGCAGAUCUUGAGUGACCAUGUAUUAAUUAAUAGCCCAGACGUCUGUCUUCCUAUAUAUUGAAAUAAUCAACACACUUUUGGAGUAUUUGUUACUUGUUCUAAUCAAGCAGCAAUUACUUGUUUUCUUCUAAACUAAUUUUUUGUUAUAUAUGAUAUGAUGACUAAGAUACAAGAAUUGAAUUCUUUUUUUUUUUUCUUGUUACAAACACUCAGCAGAUGAUAUUUAAAGUUAUAAACCUGUUCUAAAUUCAAACUCAGUUUCCCACUGUAGUGAUCCACCAACUGCUGGGCAAGGUAUAAUUAGUGUGGGUUGGGGCAGGUAACUCCCUUGUUUUAUAAUCUUACUUCCAAGCAGGAUGGCAGUUUUUUCAUAGAGGAGGCUGCUUUCGAAUCAAGGUAUUGCUUGUUGCAAUCUGCCAUUUUUAUCUUGGUAAUGUAUCACUUCUCUUUUUAGAAUUGCAUACCUUUGUAAGUAUAUACAUCCUUGUGACUUCCUGUUUCUCUUUUGUUUUUUUUUUUUUUUUUUGCCACACACAUUCGAAAGCACGCUUUCUUAGACAAGAAUUUCUUUAGAAAUAGAUAUCCUUUGAGGUUUCAAUGCAAUUUGAUAAAGGAUUUCAUGUAGCUGGAAACUGAUGACCUUUUUCAUAGUUUGAUUGAUACUUUAUUUAAGGUGAGAAAAUCGUAAAGAAGGUGACAUGGGAAUAAAAAGACCUCUUAAAUUUUACAACUUUCCUAACCUGUUGGAGAUUCAUAACUUCCUCCUUGCUUUAAAGAGGUACUUCAUGUCAUGUGGUUAUUCUUGUAUCAUGCUGGAAAGCCCGAAACGAUAAGAUUUUCAACCAGGGGUGCGUGUUUCCCUCUAAGCUCGAUAUAAACAUCAAGUCUGUGGGCUUCCUAUGAGUCAAAAGCAGAUCCAAGUUACAAAGAAGAAAGACCUGAGGUAUGAUUACAGUUACAACUGAAAUGUUGAGCUCGAGUUUGGCUUGUAAAAAACACCAGCCAGCUCAUUUAUUUUAUAGCUUUUGACAUUAGACUGGUUGAAAUGGUGUUUGUUGAUGUUGGAUAGUUUGUUGUAUUCUUGUUUUGGAUAGUUAUCAAAUGGUAGUCGCACAUUGUGUUCCUUGCUCAGAGGUCAAUGGACCGAAAACCAAAAGUGCAACACAACUAACACUAAAUUUAUACUUUCCAGAGACCCACCUUCCGCCGAAGCAGUCCGUCCGCCUUUGAGAUUCAACACCAAUCUUCCGGCGGGCCAACUCAUAAUUGAAAGGAGCCACUGGUAGGGCGUUGGCAACUAAAACAGCGGAGACAAGAUUGGUAUCCUUAUGACCUUGAUAAAAAGGAGGAGGAGCAAGAGAGGAAUGGAGAGUUAUCUGCUGCUGGGCCUCGUAGGACGCAUAAACCUGAAUCUCUUGUCAUAGUAAAUCCCAACUCUCGAUCUGAUUUGGGUUUGUGGAGAUAAGUGUGAGCUGAAUGGAGGAAUUGAGGAGGUGUGUUGCAGAUACAUAAAGUGUUGGGGAGAUUUUGUGUGGAUUUGAGACGGACCGACAGUUGUGGUAUGCCCAAGGGUGGUAAUGAAAAAAAUAGGUAUUUGAUUCACAAGAAGAUUGGUGCCAUCUAAGCUAAGAAAUGAGAUUUUCAUUUUUCACCAGGGACUCUAAUCGUCUUUCUUUUAGCUAUGUGGAAUUUGCUUUGGCGGGAAUCUCUUCUAUUUUCAGAUUCAUAAAACCAUAUAUAUGUAUGUAUGUAUAACAAGUUAAAAUAUAUUAUGUUUUGGUUA
Messenger RNA from Helianthus annuus (common sunflower), 3259 nucleotides. RefSeq lists its product as uncharacterized. The coding region runs from base 160 to 1377 and encodes 405 amino acids. Lineage: Eukaryota; Viridiplantae; Streptophyta; Magnoliopsida; Asterales; Asteraceae. The record is from RefSeq and is a predicted model, not a curated record. Gene Ontology annotation, molecular function: calcium ion binding; 3'-5'-RNA exonuclease activity. The transcript is spliced from 8 exons.